AUGGCCACAAUCACCCAGGCUAUUACCGACGACCACCGCCAUAUCCAGGAUUGCUAUAACGAAGUGGUCAACUCGAGUGACCCGGACCACCAGCAGCGUUGGGGCAAUCAGUUCACGUGGGAACUCGCUCGUCACUCGGUGGGAGAGGAGCUGAUUCUGUACCCUGCUUUCGAGUGGCACAUGGGCACCAAAAUGCUCAAGGACUUUCAGAGCAUGAGCUCUAGCGACCCCGAUUAUAUACCAAGGAUCAAGGAGCUUUGGUGCAAGCUCGAGGACCACAUCAAGGACGAAGAAGGCUAUGACCUGCCUGCUCUCGAAGAGAAACUGACACCUGAGCACUCCGAGUCCAUGGCGAAAAGCUUUGGACGAACCAAGCACUUUGUUCCCAGCCGCAGUCACCCCUUGGCUGGAGAGCAUCCCCCGUUUGAAUCGGUCGUGGGUUUGCUCACAGCCCCGAUUGACCGCCUUACCGACUUGUUCCGCAAAUUUCCGGAGAAGGGGGAGGAGGCAAAGCCGAGCGGGCCAAGGAUUGAUAUACCGCCAGGAAGCAAUGGUUGCUUGUUUCCUACGCCGUUUAUCUCGACGUGGCUGGACUGGAACCGGGGGGUGAAAAGUGCUUGGAACUUGUACAUGUCUCGACAAGAGAAAACAGAAAUUCUUUUCCCAUUGAAGGAGUUGCUAUCAUGCCUCGCUUUUCCAAAAACGGUACCUUAUCCAUCAUAUCUAUGGUCAUCCCUAACAUCUCCAAGGACUGUCGGGGCUUCAUGUAUGUCCAAGAUAGAAACCGAAUCGGCGUGCCUCCUUACGGUUUCGCUCGCCUACCUUGGUAUGAUGGCUCCAGCUCGUUGA
Messenger RNA from Podospora anserina S mat+, 849 nucleotides. RefSeq lists its product as uncharacterized. The record is from RefSeq and is a predicted model, not a curated record. The coding region runs from base 1 to 849 and encodes 282 amino acids. The transcript has 3 exons. NCBI's taxonomy places the organism in Eukaryota, Fungi, Ascomycota, Sordariomycetes, Sordariales, Podosporaceae.